AUGUCGGCGUCCCUAAAGUAUACCUCCAAGCUUUUUGGAGCACGAGUCUUGAUCAUCGGUGGCUCUAAUGGCAUCGGAUAUGCCGUAGCCGAAGACGUCAUCGAACAUGGAGCUGCGAGCGUCGUCAUCUCCAGCUCCAACGCAGACCGCGUUGCGGGUGCCGUGUCUCGGUUGAAGCAGACCUACUCAACGACGGAAUGUCAAAUUAGCGGCUUUCCAUGCGACCUGAGCCAAGACAACACCAUCGAGUCCAAUAUCGUCGCUCUCUUCGAUGCCGUGACCGCCAACGGUACCCAGAAACUGGAUCACAUCGCCUUCACGGCUGGCGAACCGCCUGUUGUUAAGCCACUAGAGGAAGUGGACAUCCACUUUAUCAAGAAGACGGGCAUGAUUCGUGUCUUUGCCCCAAUACUCAUGGCUAAGCAUGCUGUCAAGUAUUUGAAUCCUGGCCCAGCAUCCAGUAUCACGUUGACUACUGGUGCCAGUUCAGAGAAGCCGAUCCCCAAUUGGGUCGUCCUGGGCUCAUACACUGCUGCCUUGAAGGGCUUGGUGAGAAGCCUGGCACUCGAUCUCAGACCGAUCCGAGUCAACGUGGCCUGUCAUGGCGCAGUUGAUACAGACCUUGUCGAGGGACUCAUUGGAGAAGUAUUGCCGGAACAAAGAGAGCAGGCCCGUAGUGGCCUUGCCAAAGCAACUGCGACCGGGGUAAUUGGCAAGCCAGAAGAUGCCGCCGAGGCAUAUUUGUACUUUAUGAAGGAUCGCAACGUGACGGGGACUUCGGUAGAUACUGAUGGAGGCAUGUUGCUUUUGUAG
Molecule: messenger RNA, 813 nt
Organism: Ilyonectria robusta
Lineage: Eukaryota; Fungi; Ascomycota; Sordariomycetes; Hypocreales; Nectriaceae
Exons: 1
Coding region: 1-813 (270 amino acids)
Molecular function (GO): oxidoreductase activity
Source: RefSeq, a predicted model, not a curated record